UCGCGGACGUCGCGCGCGCCGCGUCGGCGACGACGACGACGACGACGACGACGACGACGACGAUGACGAUGACGCCGAUGACGACGGCGAGACGCGCGGGCGCGCGCGCGACGCGAUUCGCGCGGCGCGGUGGUUUGAAUGCGCGUCGACGGGGCGCGCGCGCGACGCGCGCGUCGACGGAGGUCGUGGACGGCGCGCACGGGAAGACGACGCUGGUGAUGAUUGAGUGCGACGGCGCGCUCGUGGACGUGCACGGGGACGGGCACCGAGUCGCGUUUAAUCGCGCGUUCGCGGCGAAAGGGGUGCGGAGCGCGAACUGGGACCACAGGGAGUACGCGUCGCUGUUGCGAAGCGGCGGCGGGAGCGCGUACGGGAUGCUGGAGCGGUACUUUCACUUUUACGGGUACCCGAGCGAGUUGAACGCGACGGCGAAAAGGGCGAUCGAUAACGACGAGUACUUGAAGGCGAUAAAGAGACUCGGGGAUAUGGUGCCGCUCGCGGACGCGGCGGGCGUCGUCGACGCGGGCGCGCCGACGGGGAUGUCGAGGGAGGACGAAGCGCGGAUGAGGGACGUAUUCCUUCGCGACUUGAUCGACGAGAAAGAGAAACAGUUCCAGUUGAUGAUUGACGAGCACGCGCUCAAGCUUCGAAGCGGGGUUGAGCGAUUCGUGGAUGAUUGUAUUCGCGAAAACGACAAGCUACAAGUGCUCAUCAUCUCCGAGACGGCGUCCACGAGCGAGGAUCGAGUGUUGGAAGCCGCGCUUCACGGGUUGGGUCCACUUCGCUCGGCGGCGAUUUCCAUCACAGGUGCACCGGAAAGUUUCAACGCCACCAAAGGUAUCGCUUCCCAGGCGCGCUCGGAGGCGGCGCGAAUGAUGAAGAAGACCAAGGGCGAUUUGCUCGCCCCGGAAAUCGGCGGCAAUUUGCAGCGCCAAAACUUCAACUCGGACGUCAUCAUCGAUGCUGGGAUGUUCUCCACGAGUCGUCGCUCGAUGCUCACCGCCGAAGUGAUAUCUGAAAUCGCCAUCCAGCGCGGGUUUUCUUCCGAGAACGUCAUCUUUAUCGGUGGAUCCCAGGCGACGUGUUCCGAAGCCACGUCAGCCGGUGGUUUUUCCGUCAUGGUGCGCAACCAGCUCCAGCGCGGCGGCGAGUUCCCAGGCGUGGACUCCGUCGUCGACGGCUACGGAGCGGGCGAGGGUAUCACAUUGCGCCGCAUUCUCGCCGUUUUGGACACUCGCCGAAAGCAGCGCGAAGCGCAAUAGUCAACAUAAAGCUGUAAUUUUAUGCAACGCACCCGCGACGA
This is a messenger RNA of Ostreococcus lucimarinus CCE9901, 1303 nucleotides long. RefSeq lists its product with no specific name. Gene Ontology annotation, molecular function: hydrolase activity. The transcript has a single exon. NCBI's taxonomy places the organism in Eukaryota, Viridiplantae, Chlorophyta, Mamiellophyceae, Mamiellales, Bathycoccaceae. The record is from RefSeq and is a predicted model, not a curated record. The coding region runs from base 219 to 1262 and encodes 347 amino acids.